AUGGCGUGCGGCGACGGCGGUCUCGGCCGGCGGGUGGCGUGCGACGACGGCGGUCUCAGCCGGCGGUGCAGGGGCGGUGCUCAGGGUCUUCAGAACGUGUACUUUGCGCCGAGCCAAGAAGUAGAAAGGCUACAGAACCAAGCUGUACGUCACACAAAACUCACGCAGUUCUUCGCGCUCAACGCGACAAACGUGGCGGCUCGACAAUAUUUGUACCACGACAUACCGACGCAUUACACCUGGCAGGUGUUGGCCGGAAAGAAAUCUCGGAAAUGUCAAACAAUGGUGUCCGCGGCUGAUUCGGAUGGCAAACGUUACAUUGGCUCGGAUGUACAUAGUGAACCCACUGGACCGGGACCGUUUCCACUUGAGACUGCUACUUCUGAACCGAAGAGGCCCGCAGUCCUUUCAAGACAUAAGGACGGUGGACGGAGUCGUUCACGAAACAUUCACGGUGGCUGCGGUUGUACUCGGACUAUUGGAAGACGACUGAGCGUGGCGGGAUUGUUUGACGGAAUCGGCGACCCCUCAAACACGCUGGCGUUGUACGAGGCGAACGAAGCAAACCUGAUGGAGGACUUCGACCGGCGUCUCCAAGACAUCGACCGCGCGAGGGCCGCGUGUCUAGCAACCAUCGAGGAUCUACUUUGUGCGCACGGAAAGUCGAUAGUCGACUACGAUUUGCCCCUCGCCGACCCCUGUCUAUUGGAACCGUUGCAGGACGAUGCGCUGUUCCGAGAAAUAGACGCGGCGGCACGGUGGGCCCCACGAGUGGACGCCUUGAACGCCGAACAGCGAACGCUGUACGACCGCGUGAUAGCAGACGUCGACGACCAACGCGAGGUGUCGCGAACUUUCUUCGUCGACGGACCCGGAGGUACCGGAAAAAUCACGCUGUACGGAUGCCUGAUAUGGUCGCUUCGGCACCGACCACAGCCGCGGGAGGUGUUGUGCGUGGCGUUCACCGGUAUCGCCGCGUCGCUCAUGGACGGCGGCAUGACCGUACACUCGACGUUCGGACUGCCUUUCGGCACGCUGACCGAAGACUCGACGUCCAACAUCACCAUGCAGUCCGAGCGAGCGCAGAAGAUACGCAACGCGGCGCUCAUCGUCUGGGACGAAGCCCCCAUGUCGCCGGGACUGCAACUGACGGUGGUGGACCGCCUGCUCAGGGACGUCAUGGUAUCAGAAUUGCCGUUCGGCGGUAAAACCAUGCUGUUCACCGGCGACUUCAGACAGAUAUUGCCCGUGAUCCGGAGAGGGACGAGAGCCGAUAUCGUCAUGUCGUCGAUCAAGAACAACGGUCUUUGGAGCGUCAUGGAGCGCUUCAAUCUGGUCCAGAACAUGCGCGUGGGCAACGACGCGGACUUUGCGUCUUGGUUGCUUCAGCUCGGCAACGGCCAACUGCCCGCGGUCGACGGCGUUCCGGACACCGUGCAAAUCCCGCGGAAAAUGGUAUGCGACGUCGCUGAUUUAAUCGAUUUCGUGUAUCCGCAGCAAAUAUCGUUGGCCAACGUCGAAGAAUUUGCUCGGAGAGUCGUCGUCUGUCCCACCAACGAAGGUGUCAACGGGGACGUGCUGGAGCGCGUCGACGGUAAUCCGAAGACCUACGAGGCCGUAGACACCAUGAUGGCGAACGAGGCCGACGAAGUGGCACACAGAGUUCCUCAACAGUUUGGAACCGGACGGCCUGCCGCCGUUCCGGCUGACGUUGAAGUUGGGGUGCAUCGUGAUGUUGCUCAGAAAUCUCGAUCCGAGGAGCCGACUGUGCAACGGUACGAGGACGACGACAUCGUCGUGCCCAAGAUACCGCUCACGUCCAGCGGUGAGGACGACCUGCCCAUCUCACUGCGGCACCUUCAAUUCCCGGUGAGGUUGUCGUUCGCCAUGACCAUCAACAAGUCGCAGUUAUUCUACAUGUGCCCGAUGUUCAAAGAUGAUGAUGAUAGUCUAGCAGCAGCACGUCUGCCGUCGUCCCUGCGGCUCGACUACUGCUGCCCUUCUGAAAAUAAUUUGUUUUAUUAG
Molecule: messenger RNA, 2025 nt
Organism: Metopolophium dirhodum (rose-grain aphid)
Lineage: Eukaryota; Metazoa; Arthropoda; Insecta; Hemiptera; Aphididae
Product: ATP-dependent DNA helicase PIF1-like
Exons: 5
Coding region: 1-2025 (674 amino acids)
Biological process (GO): telomere maintenance; DNA repair
Molecular function (GO): DNA helicase activity
Source: RefSeq, a predicted model, not a curated record